AUGUCUCAAAACAAGAAGAGUGAAGACGGCCGCAGCAUCUCCUCCGGCUCUACCACCGACCAGUCAACAGAAAGUGGAAGCGAUGCCGAGUCACCUUCUCCAUUAUUCAUACCUGGCCAAAUGUUCUCAGUCAGAUCAUUGGCUAGCAUCGUCGGAGAUGAGAGUGUUCCUCGAACAAUGACCGAGGAGGACCAUUUUAAAGCAUUUGGCUCUGAAGCUGAGAUGAAAGGCUGGGCCCAUAGGGCUUUUCUACCGAGUUCAGAACAUGACUUGCACAUGAAAAUAUGGGACGAUCUUUCGACCCAGAUCAAUUUCUUUGUAAAGCUUGUGUUCCCACCCAAAUGCAUUUGGAGCCUUGUAGAAGAUGACAUCAAAGCUCAACUGCUGGCCAUCACUCCAAGGGCCGCAGAUUUUUGUGAGGACCCGGAAUACAAAGGCUGUUGGUUGCUCUUCGGAGCCUGGAUCUGGCGCAUACUCUAUGAGAAUUUGUUCUCCCUGAGUCGCAGGGACAAAUGGUCUGGUUCGGAAUGGACUACUUUCGGGUGCCUUCGAGAAUCUCUAGGCGAACACAUGGAAACCGAGAGCAAUGCGAAGACACACGCCUAUCACGUCGGCCGACACAACCUGGCUCAGGUUAUCUACCAACGCCAAGGCCCUCACACAUGCUCCGAACGCCUGAAGAGAAUCAUCAUGUUAGCAAUCAAACCUAUCGUGGUUUAUCGCUACCAUGAGGAUAAUCCUGUGUCAUCGCCGGAUCUCGUGCCACAAUACAAUCCGCCGCCGAGUAAGGAACCUUUUGAAGAUGCCCUCUCUGAGAUGGCAAGGCUAGCCAUUGAAGCCGACUUCAACAUUGUAGCCUGGCCACACGAUACCCGAAUCGAGAUGCAUGAUCCAGGGACUGGAAAGAAUCAUGGGUUUGUCUUCAAACCCGGACCAUCAAUGGAGGCCCACGUAUUUUCCGACAAUGAAUACAAAGGAAUGCCUGUUGAUUUCAUUUUUCGGCCGAUGCUGCGCACGUAUGGGCAAGUCAAGCGAACGACACCAAUGGAGGUGUUGGUCAACUUUUUCGGGUUUCAUGGCCAGGGCCAGUCUACCGAGGAGUUUGAGCCCGGCCAGGAACCUGGAGGCGCGGUAUUGCGGGAGGGAGGAAACGGCGACACUUUAGCCAACGACAAACUCGGUUGA
Messenger RNA from Clonostachys rhizophaga, 1185 nucleotides. NCBI's taxonomy places the organism in Eukaryota, Fungi, Ascomycota, Sordariomycetes, Hypocreales, Bionectriaceae. The record is from the annotation of a GenBank genome assembly.